Macrosiphum euphorbiae (potato aphid) is the source of this 1257-nucleotide messenger RNA. The record is from the annotation of a GenBank genome assembly. NCBI's taxonomy places the organism in Eukaryota, Metazoa, Arthropoda, Insecta, Hemiptera, Aphididae.
AUGAGAUUCUCAUAUGGCACUCCUUCCAAUUGCAUCAGUAUACCUCCACCCUUGGUCACAGAAAGUUUUUUAAGGACUUGUGAAGAUCCGUUCAUAUGCCAAAAUAAAAUAUUAAUCAUCGUCCAAAAUAUUAUGUGUUUAAUAAAUGACAAAUAUAAUAUUAUCCAAAUAUUUAUUAUUUAUACAGUUACUUCAAAUGUUUACGUAUCAUCGGUCACCAACGAUACUACAUAUUUUCAGACAAGACAACUCAGUGGCCAACAGUAUCGUCUGGACUAUAAUUUACAGAAUCACACGAAAUAUGAAGAAAAAAUUUCAGACCAGUCAAGAACACUAUUCGAUUGGAAUAGUCCAAGAGUUUUAUCGAAAGAAGAAAUAAAAGUUCAGUCGAAAGGAAUUGAUAAAAAUUUGGAAACUGAGAGAGUUGAGAAUAAUGUUUGGUGGCCGUGGAAAAACUAUGACGAUUGGUUGAAUGGUAGGGGAUUAAAAUCAGAGCAACCAAAAAAAUCAGAAAAAAAGAUUCAAAAGGAAAAAAAACAUAAAAAGAAGAACAGGAAAAAUGAAAGAAAAAAAAAGAAGUCAAGACCUGGUAAAAAAUUAAACACCGCAGUCGAAAGUAGUGAUAAAUUCUCGGUCAAUGCCGAAGACAACGAAAUCAUAAAAAAAGAAUCAAUACCCGAAAUACUUUACAAAGCAUCGCCGAUUGAUAUAAUUUUAAGAAAUUCUUCUUUAGUUCCAGCCUUGGUGAAAUAUUCAUCCAGAAAUUAUACUUAUGAUGUAAACGAAUGCUUGACAAAUAACGGAGGUUGUGAGGGACUUUGCAUCAACACUCCAGGAUCGUACAGGUGUCAUUGUCCGCCCGGUUUUAUGGUAGCUGACACCAAAUGCGAAGACAUUGAUGAAUGCUUGUUGCGCAACGGGCAUGGGCCAUGCCAAGGCGCGUGCACCAACACCUGGGGCGGUUACAAGUGUUCGUGUCACGGCAUACCAGGCACACGGUUAGCCAACGACCGGCACACUUGCGACGACGUGGACGAGUGUCGGGACGGCACGGCUGGGUGUUCGCACCAGUGCAUCAACACGGUGGGAUCCGCGUUCUGCGUGUGUCCGGAUGGAUUGCAGUUGGACGACAGCUGGAAAACGUGCGUGGACGUGGACGAGUGUUCGGACCCAGAGCUGCAGCAAUCACCGGACAUUUGCUCUGAAAGUGGUUUGAAGUGUCUCAACACGUACGGCUCAUAUAAAUGCGUGACGUAG